Molecule: messenger RNA, 6445 nt
Organism: Cygnus olor (mute swan)
Lineage: Eukaryota; Metazoa; Chordata; Aves; Anseriformes; Anatidae
Gene: DENND2A
Product: DENN domain containing 2A
Exons: 20
Coding region: 2459-5761 (1100 amino acids)
Biological process (GO): retrograde transport, endosome to Golgi
Cellular component (GO): actin cytoskeleton
Source: RefSeq, a predicted model, not a curated record
AAAACUUAAAUUAGCAGAAAGUCAAACAGCUAUUGCUGGAGACAGAUGAUUACAGCUCAUUUCAAGGCUGCUUCCUGCAUGCCAAUGAUAGAUCAGUAAACAAACGCCUCUCUGCAAACACAAAGCAGGCAGGAACUCUGUUUGGAAGAGAGAGGUCGGGGUAGGUCUCACUCUGCUCAGUGGCAGGAAGCCCCUAUCACAUGGCCCUGGGAAUCGUGAGGCCGGGUGCGAGGAGAGGCUUCUGCUGUGAGACUUCACAUCCUUCCCAGAGCCCCGCCAGCAGGUUCGAGAGUUCCCUCUCCUCCCUCUUCCCUCCCGCCUCCUCCCCUGUCCUUCCUUUCCCAGUUUAAUUUUGAAACGGUAUCAGAUGACUGCUUUGUUCCCCCAGACAAUGGCAGGGAUUACUGAAUAAAUUUCAGUGGUGGGGCUCCUCAAAUGGGGCUUGGCAUCUUCUCUCCCCUUUUACGGCCCUGCUGCUCCGGGUGUACGUGCCAGGAGCGGUGGCUCUGGGCUCGGGCUGCGGCUCUGGGCUCGGCUCUGCCUCAUGUUGCGUAGCAGAGAGUUCGUGUGUGGCUCGUGCGGAAAGCUGCAGUAGGUCAAAAGGGACCUGCUUGGUGUACAUCUGUCCUUCUCAGGUCAUCUGCAGGCUGGACUCGGCCCUGCCUGUGUUCCUCUAGGCAGUUUCAGUUCCCUGGUCACACUGCCCAUGGGGCAGGAAAGCAGAUAACACUUCUGAGCUUCUAGCUGCUCUCUUUUCCCCACUGUCCUCCCUCUUUCUCUCCUGUCCACACACCCCCAUCUCCUCCCUUGUACCAGGUCAGGUGUGUUGGAUCCUGUCCGUGAGCUGCUUCGACUAAAUUGGUUGUUUAGUUAAAGCAGGUCACCAAGGGGCUCCAAAGAGGCAGCACGCAGUCAGGGUGGUGUGAUGGAUCAGAGCAGAGCUGUGGGCAGACGGGAGGAGCAGGAGCUCCCCUUGCCCUUAGCAGUGAGCAGUCGUGUUAGCUCAGGGUGCCUUGUGGAGCCAGACCUGGGCAGAGAAGCUGUACCCUUUGUUUCCCUGCUGGAGGUGGUUCGCCAUCCCUGCUGUCCCAGCUUCCUCCUGUCAGGCUCUGGGAACGGCUGCGGGCCCGGCCUGCAAGUACAGCAGCACGCGUUUGCUCAUAGCCACGUGAGGGUUUUCAGGCCAGGCUCUGUUCAGGGUCUGUAGAUGAAGGCUGAGAGGUGGAGUUUCUGGAUCAGAAGUUAUGUGGUCUUACCAAGGUAGAGGAGCUCAGCACAAGCAAAAGUUCGGUGUGGUGACGGCAUGAGGGCGGCCGUGUGUAUGUCGACUCCUGCUGCUGUCAGAUUUCUUACCACUGAGGGCAGUGCCGAGGCGCACCACUCACUGACCCUGCUGUGCAGCACGGUUUAGUCUUUACUUAUUCAAGUAAAGACCAUCCCUGCUCCGAGGAAGGUGUAAGCCAAGUGCAAAACAACCUCUGUUGCCGCUUUGCGGGGAUCUGCUCUGGUUGCCUGGGUGAGUCAUCCUUUGGACAGGGACACGAGCGGUCAUUAGUUUUUCAUUAUCCUCAGUCCAUAACAGUUAAUGGAUGGAUGAAUAGAUUUUGUUCCUCGGGCUGGUAAAUUUUCUUGACAAUUUUGCAAGGCUGCUCUGUGUCUAGAAGUGAAACGGGUGUUUGUUCCACUUACUAAUGAGGAAGAGAAGCCAAGGGGGCUUAUUGUCUGGGGGGAGAGAGCCUGCUGAAUGGUUAGCCAUGGACUGCCCUGCAUGUGUACACACUGAGUUGACCCAGAGUUCACUCCUCAUCUUAGAGUGUUGCCAGUGGGGGAUAAAAGGAGGGAGAGAAAACUGGAAACAAACAAGACAGAUUUUUUUUUUCUUUCUCUCUGCCCAAAGUACUUGAACAGUGGAAAUGAGAGAUUCUUUUGUUCUUCAGUGUUUUGGUAUGACUUCUUUUUUUUUUUAACUGCAAGAACCUACUGAACUUCCCAAGGCACUCAGUCUUGUUGCCAAACACUGGGCAUGGUGGAGUAGCAUCUGGCAGAGCAGCUGAGUGGAUAGAUUUGAGAGGCUUCAGAUUUUCCAAGUGGUGCGUAUUAUAUGGUGAGCCCCUCCUUGUCAUGGAAACACUGCAGAGCAGGCAGACUACCUAGACAAGUAAGAAAAUGGUGCUACAGAGUACCAGUCCUCUUUUCUACGGAGUGAGAGUAUUGUGGGGCAAUAAAAAGAGGAAGGAGCCUGUUGUAUUGACUGUGCAGCAGCAGUAUGCAGAGGAAAAAGAGGGAUGGACUUGCUCCAUGACUACUAGAAAUCAUGAGGCAAACAGAAUGACUCGUUUUUGUGACCGAUUUAUCUUGUUCCACAAGCUGCUGUCCUCUGAAAGCAGGUCAUUAGCAGCCUGACGUGACCCACAAAGAGAAUAGUGUAAGGUGAACUGCUGCCUGGCUGUGUGCUGACAUGAUGACAGCUAGCAAGGCGGCCGAUGUGAGCAGCAAGACUGAAAGCAGUGUCUGCAAGUCCAUUGAGAGGAUCAAGCUUGCGGAUAAAAACAAUACAGCAGCUGUGAAGAAAUUAGAAAGACUUUUGUGUGGAUUUUCAAGUGAGAGAUGUUCUGAAGGUGCCUCUGUCACCCUGAGUUUAACGCCUGAAGCUGAACCAGUUUCUUGUGUGGUGAAGAACCCACUUGGAGCCUUGGAGAACUUGAUGCUGGAUCCAAAACUAGACUGCUUUCAGCAGAACAUGCUUAGUCCCAAAAUGAUCAUCAGCGACCCAUCUGUGGAUCUGAACGUUAAAGAAAACAGUAAAAUCAUCAGGAGGCAGAUAGGAGGUACUCAGAACAUACGGUCACCUGGAAAAAUUGGCUUGAGGAAUAAGUCCUUUAGCAUUAAGGACAAAAUUUCAGAGUGGGAAGGGAAAAAGGAAACGCAGUCUGCUCCUCGCCGAGAGGAGGAGCAAGGAGCUAAAGAGGAGCACAAAAUACCCUGUGUAGUUGAGAAGACGAGUGGAGAAGCACUGGUGACUCGGAAAGUGGAGGCCAAGAGGCUUAUGAGCUGGGAACUGGAGUGCAAAGGGGCAGGCAAAGAGAAUGAGCGGAAAGCAGGAACUCCAAAAGGGCAGGGAGCAGAGCGAAAGGGGGAAACAGAGAAGGAUGGGGAAGUGGAAUCCGGCAUUGGAAAAUGCAGGGAAGUGAAAGGUGGGAAGUGGGAGGUCCAGAAGGAGAACGUUUCAGUGCUUAGUCAGGUCAAGAAGCUAGAGCAGGCUUUGAAAGAUGGCUCAGCAGAGCUGCAGCCGCAGUUGCCUGGUACUUACUACUCCCCACAGUGCUUGCAGGAGAAGGCAGCACAAGGACACGCUGCUCCAGAGGGCCAUGAGAGCAUAUGUGGGGCUGAGCUCAACAAAAGACUUCUUGGCUUGGACUCUGAAAUCAAUGAGCCAAUUUUUGGGACUCUAGAAGAGGUAAGAACUUCUCAUGCGAAAUCCAAGGACUGCAAUGUGGAAAAUGUCUACACAGAGCCAGGGGUGCCAGAGAAGAAACCCUUUAUCAACCCGCUGCCAAAGCCCCGUCGGACUUUCAAACAUGAGGGGGAAGAGGACUGGGUGCCAGCAGCUAGGAAUAAAAGGAACUUACCCCCUCUGCCAUCUAUUCCUCCUCCUCCUCUCCCCUCCUCACCUCCCCCGUCAGCUGUCAGCAGGAGGCUCUGGAGUGGGAAGCACAAGAACAACGCUGACCACAGGAAGUCCUAUGAGUUUGAAGACUUGCUGCAGUCAUCAUCUGAGAACGGCAGGGUGGACUGGUACGCGCAGACCAAGCUGGCCCUCACACGCACUUUAUCUGAGGAGAACGUCUAUGAAGACAUACUGGAUCCACCAUCAAAGGAAAACCCUUAUGAAGACAUUGAGACCAACAGCCGCUGUUUGGGGAAGAAAUGCGUCCUGACCUUCCCAGCAUCCCCCACCUCUUCAGUACCUGGGACUCCCACUAAGUUGCUUUCCAAGCCCAUUUUUUUCCGACAAAACUCAGAGCGGCGGAGUUUCAAACUGCCAGAUAUACGGAAACUGAGCCGCGAUGGAACUGGGUCGCCAUCCAAAAUCAGCCCUCCCUCAACCCCCAGCAGUCCAGACGACACCUUCUUCUCCUUGGGAGACCCUCAGAAUGGCAAGAGGAGAAGGAAGAUUCCCAAGCUUGUGUUGAAAAUCAAUGCCAUUUAUGAGGCACGGAGGGGAAAGAAACGUGUCAAGAGACUAUCGCAGUCUACAGAGAGCAAUUCAGGGAAAGUUACAGAUGAAAACAGUGAAUCAGACAGUGAUACUGAAGAGAAACUGAAAGCUCACAGCCAGCGCCUGGUCCAUGUGAAAUCUCGCCUGAAACAAACCCCGCGGUACCAAACCUUGGAACGGGACCUGAUCGAGUAUCAAGAGAGGCAGCUGUUCGAGUACUUUGUUGUGGUGUCGUUGCACAAGAAGCAGGCUGGAGCCACCUACGUCCCUGAAGUUACCCAGCAGUUCCCACUGAAGCUUGAACGCUCGUUCAAAUUCAUGCGUGAGGCAGAAGAUCAGUUGAAAGCUAUUCCCCAGUUUUGCUUUCCUGAUGCAAAGGACUGGGCCCCCAUCCAUCAGUUUGCCAGUGAGACGUUCUCAUUUGUCCUGACAGGGGAAGAUGGAAGCAGGCGUUUUGGAUACUGUAGGAGGCUGCUGCCCAGUGGGAAAGGGAAGCGUCUCCCAGAAGUUUACUGCAUUGUGAGUCGCCUCGGAUGCUUCAAUCUCUUCUCUAAGAUCUUGGAUGAGGUUGAGAAGAGACGGGGCAUUUCCCCAGCCUUGGUGCAGCCUCUCAUGAGGAGUGUCAUGGAGGCACCUUUCCCAGCCUUGGGCCGGACAAUUACAGUCAAGAACUUCUUGCCGGGCUCAGGAACAGAGGUAAUUGAGCUGCGGCGGCCUCUUGACUCCAGGCUUGAGCAUGUUGAUUUUGAGUCCUUGUUCACAUCCCUCAGCGUGCGGCACCUGAGCAGGGUCUUCGCCUCCCUGCUCCUUGAAAGGAGGGUGAUCUUUAUCGCAGACAAGCUCAGCACGCUCUCCAAGUGUUGCCACGCCACGGUGGCCCUCCUGUACCCCUUCACCUGGCAGCACACCUACAUCCCCGUGCUGCCGCCUUCCAUGAUCGACAUCGUGUGCUCGCCCACCCCCUUCCUCAUCGGCCUGCUCUCCAGCUCCCUGCCCCGCCUGAAGGAGCUCCCGGUGGAGGAGGUCCUCGUCGUUGACCUUGUGAAUAACCGGUUUCUGAGACAGAUGGAAGAUGAGGACUCCAUCCUGCCCCGGAAGCUGCAGGCCGCCCUAGAGCACAUCUUGGAGCAGAGGAAUGAGCUGGCGAGUGACAAGGAGGAGGGCGCCGUGAAUGGCAAGCAGGAGACCAGCCCGCUGAACGAGGUGGUGUCCGAGGCCUUUGUCCGUUUCUUCGUGGAGAUCGUGGGCCACUACUCCCUCUUCCUGACCCCCAGUGAGCGAGAGGAGCGGACGCUGCAGCGCGAGGCCUUCCGCAAGGCCGUCUCCUCCAAGAGCCUCCGCCGCUUCCUGGAGGUCUUCAUGGAGACGCAGAUGUUCGGGGGCUUCAUCCAGGAGCGGGAGCUGCGGAAGCAGGGGGUCAGAGGUCUGUUUGAGGUACGGGCUCAGGAGUACCUGGAAACGCUUCCCAGUGGGGAGCAGAGUGGAGUCAAUAGGUUCCUGAAAGGACUAGGUAGCAAAAUGAAAUUCCUCCACAAAAAGUAAGCGCGAAGCACGUCCUCGUUCCGCAGAAGAGAAUGGCUUUACCAUUCAUCAGCAACCAAUCAGACGUAUCAACCGUUCCCAUUCGGCCUGUUCCCAGGGGCCGACAGCCUCGGGCGAGCUGACCACGGCCGGGAUGCGCGCGCAGACAUGCGGUGCCACGGGAGGAUUCGCUGGCCGCGGGGCUGCCGGGACAGGUCUCUGGAUAUCCACAGUACCAUGCACUGGACCAAGCACUCUCUGAACUCUGCGCUAGCACGUUGCAGACAUCCCAGCGGAUCGGAUCUCUUAGCUAGUCAACUUUUUGUUUUGUUGUAUUUUUCUAUUUAUAUCGGGGUUAGAACGAAUAUUAACCGAUGCCUCUUGCCCUGCCUCCUCUCCGCCUGGUGCUGCAGGAGGCCGCAGUGGGACUCCGCGAGGCUGAGCUGGCAGAGCUCCAACACCGAGGAGGGGAGGAGCAGAGGAGUGUGGACAUAGGUCUCCGCAAAGUGAGGACACUGGGGACCGCAGGGCUGAUGUGGACUGACCAGGAGGAGCUUCUGAGCAAGCGGAAGGGGUGAGGGGGAACCACUAAACCUACUGAGGACUUGAUCGUCCAGCCAGCCACCGGGCUGCCUGUGCCAGGGGGUCCUGGCGAGGAGAGGCCUUUCCUUAUGCAAUGUAAUUAAAAACAAGUGGUGUAAAAGG